AUGGAGUCCCCUCACCACAUGGGCAUCCGGGAGCUCAAUGUGAGCAACUGGCACGCUCACAACGGGCUGAACACGUUCAACCACGCCGUCCCGGCCAUCAAAUCAAGCGCAGCCUUCUUCACCUUCCUCCGCGCAAACCUGGUCCUCAACCCUUCAGCCAUGUCUUCAAACCCGAGCACCCCCGUGCUCCAGCCCACAUUCGGCGGCGCCUCACCACCAUCCCGCACCUCCUCUCACUCUCACAAACACCGGCCCUCCUCCCCCUCCCCCCUCGCAAACUCUCAAUCCCUCGACCCAGUCGACGACGGCGACAUCCCGCCUCUCUCCCUCGAGAUCCUCUCCUCCCGCGACGACAAGGCCGCCGCCCUGCACCUCAUCGCAGACUCCAUCGCCCAACAACGCCAAUCCGCCUCCUUCGCCCUCGUAACCCACCCGGUGCCCCUCGCCGCCCUCCUCCUCGCCCUCGCCGCCGCCUACCAGUUCGCCUACGCCCCCGCCACCGGCGACCUCGGCACCACCCUCACCCUCUGCUCCGGCAUCAUCAUGACCUACCUCCUGAGCAUCCGCUACCUGACGUCGGGCUACAUCCCCCUCGCGGAGUCCGUCUCCUGGUCCUUCCUCCGGCCCUCCGCCACCUCCACCUCCCCCUCCGAGGAAGACCUCGUUCUGGGAACCCGCUUCGGCGGCGAGAUCAUCGCCGCCCUCGUCCUCCGCCUCGAACCCCCCGUCCCCGUCGCCGUCUCCGGCGCCACGGGACGCCGCCGCAACAAGGCCUCCUUCCGCGGCGGCAAGGGCCUCAUCCGCGCCUGGACCACCAGGCUGCGCUUCCGCGGCAAGGGCGUCGGCACCGACCUCCUCCACGAGGCCGUCCGCAUCACCCGCGAGCGCUGCGGCCGCGACGCUGAGGUCGGCUUCGCCAUGGAGCACGCCAACAGCCAGAUGGUCCUGCCCGAGUUCUUCAACGGCGUCUUCCGGAAGAGGGAGAGGUGGGCUGCCAAGACGCUCGACGGCGUGUUGGCCGAGAGGGAGAUGAGCAAGAAGAAGAGGUGA
Molecule: messenger RNA, 1050 nt
Organism: Colletotrichum karsti
Lineage: Eukaryota; Fungi; Ascomycota; Sordariomycetes; Glomerellales; Glomerellaceae
Product: acetyltransferase
Exons: 2
Coding region: 1-1050 (349 amino acids)
Source: RefSeq, a predicted model, not a curated record